This is a messenger RNA of Ctenocephalides felis (cat flea), 4732 nucleotides long. RefSeq names its product alsin (gene Als2). The record is from RefSeq and is a predicted model, not a curated record. The transcript has 11 exons. Bases 105 to 4655 code for a protein of 1516 amino acids. NCBI's taxonomy places the organism in Eukaryota, Metazoa, Arthropoda, Insecta, Siphonaptera, Pulicidae.
UAAUAGUUAAUUCACAAAUGUUGGGUUAUACGAAAUGAUGUUUAUAAAUUUUUCAAUCUUUUGGUUUUAUUUAUUUAUAUCAAAUAUCCAAAAAUUUUCUAAAAAUGACUGAUAUGUGUAAUUUUGGCUUAUGGAAAGGCAUAGAAGAACUUACUCAUGAUAUAGACACGAAAAUAAAAAAAAUAUGUUGCAUUCAAGACACAAUAUUUCUUUUAUCAACUUGCUUUGAGCUAUUUUGUGGAUUGGUUGUAGAAAAUAAAUCGAUACAAUUCCACAAAUAUUGUGAAAAAUUAGUAAAAGAUAUUGGUACAAGAGGAUCAGACUUAUACAUCAUAGAUAUUGAAGGUAGAAUUUUCCAUAAUCGAAAUAUACAAAAUGCAUCAGACUUCGAGCAGAUCGAAAUUGAAGAUGAAUCUAAAACCUGUGCUCAUGGUUUCCAGUCUAAAAGUAGUUCAAUAAAAAUAAAAAAUAUAGCAGCAGGUGAAUAUGGGUGUUUGUUUAUUACUGAAAACUAUGAACUGUGGGCAAGUGGAACAAUGCCUGAAAUAAGAAUAGAGUCUUUGACUCCUAAAAAAGUAUUAUGCUUUGAUGGUAAGAUCAUCACAGACAUUGCCGUAGGAAAUGAUUUUGCUAUGGUCUUAUCUAGAAAGAGCAUCAAGCUUGAGAGAGAGUCUGAUAGUGAAAUAAGUGAAAAUGUGUUUGUACUAAAUUGUCCUAAAUGCAUGUUGGCUAGUAGAAUGUCUAGUCCAGUUUCAAACGAUACAUGUCCAUUAGGAUUAAAAUUAGAUAAGUUAUCUGAAGAAUGUAUUAGUAACACUAGUCCAAUAGAUAUUUGUCUGCCUAUAGAAAGUAGCAGUGGUAAAGCAGAAGAUUUUGAAAAUGUAUCAGAAGAAUUAAAUUCUGCUGAUGCCAUUAGUGAAACCCAAGUCAGCGAAGAUUCCUCUAAAUCACGCACUCUACAUAGCUUUAUAAAUUCUGAUUCUGCCAGAUUAUUUUUAACAAAGCAGUUGUCAUGGAUGUCUGCUGGGGAAGAAUAUUUAGCUGACUAUACUGAAAAGCCAACACGCAUAAUAAAAGAAAAUGUUUCCAACUUAACUAGUCUUGUAUAUGAGGGAGUAAAAAGUUUAUCUCGACACAUGAGCGGAGGUAGUGAAAAUGGAAUGACUGAUUGCCUCAGUCGUUCUGAAAACAACAAUGAAGAUGCUGUAUCAAAAUUAUAUGAUUUUUUUGAUUCUUGUAGUACUUUAAGUGACAAAGAUAAUUCAGAAAGUGAUACUUCAGAAAAAGCAUCAUGUUUAAUAAGAACAGGUCAACGAUUGCUAAACUCUGAUCUGUGGACAUGGGGUAAAGUAAAUCAUGGGCAACUGGGUACAGGUGACCAAAUUAAAAGAACGAAACCCAUAAUAGUAGCCAAACUAAGCGGGCUUGGAAUAAAAAAUAUUAGCUGUGGUGAAGAUCAUGCUUUGGCGAUAAGUUUAGAUGGCAGAAUAUUUUUAUGGGGUGAAAAUAAUCAUCAUCAAAUAAACGUUGAUUCAAAAACUAAUCAAAGUUUUCCAAAACAAUUUGAUAAACUAGUCAACAGUAGAGUUUUAAGUGCAUACUGUGGUGCCAAACACACAUCAAUUUUAACACAAGACUUGAAAUUGUGUUUUAUGGGUAAACAUAAUGAAGGAAUUACAAAUGAUAUUAUAGAAUUAAGUAACUGUGUAGAAGAAUCACAUGAUGACUCGGGUAUCAGCUUAAAGAAAAUAUCUUCCCAUGGUAAGCACAAUGAUAAAAAUAAUGUACAAUUGAAUUUCAACAAUGUGCAAGCUUCUGGAGUAUAUACUUACUGCAAUGCUGUAGCAAAAGUACCUGAUUAUGUAUCAACAGAGCAAAAAUUUCUAGAAAAUUUAUUAUUUAUGCAAAUUUAUGUGUUAAAGCCUUUAGCUAAAACUUUUACGAGUGAUUCAAAUGAUACAGAUGCAUAUGAAAAUAUAUGUUCAAAAUUUAAUGAAAUACUUUAUGUAACUGCUUUGUAUGUAGAAUCUCUACAUUUAUUUAAUCAAAGCAAUAUUGACGUGUUUGAAAUAAUACUUAUACAUAAGACAGAUGAGAUGAUAUAUAUUUAUAAUGAAUACGUAAAUGCUUUGUGCAAUGUGAUAUCGCUGAAUGGUUUUCGGGUCCUAGCCAGAAAAUUUGAUAUACCUACUUAUAUAAAAAAACACUAUGCAAAUAUUAAGAAAAUAAAAACCAGUGAAGAUAUUUUCAAUCACAUAUUUAACUAUCCUUUAGAACAUAUCUUAAUUUAUAAAAAAACAAUUCCUGAACUAUUCAAAAAUAUUGAAUUUCAGGACAAACAAUCUAUAGACAAACAAAUUCUUGAUUUACAAAUUAAAUGGGAUCUACUUAAUAGCAAUAAAUGUAAGGCAGUAGAUGAAGCGCAAUUCACACAAAAUUUUUGGCAAAACGCUGGUAAAAUACUGGAAACUUAUUGGUUGCCACAAAGAAGACUGAUUAGAGAUUCGAGAAAUGAUCCUUUAUAUGUUCACAACACAUACAGAUUUAUAAAUCAUUGGUUUAUAUUAUUAUCAGAUAUUCUCCUGCAUAUGACUAAUGGCCAUCCUCAUGUAUAUGAUUUAAAAACUUUAUGGGUAGAACCACUGCCGGAUAGUGAUGUCCUAACUAAUAGUCUAAUGCUGAUCUCUCCAGAGGACAAUAUAAUUGUAUAUGCUCCCUCGCCAAGUGAAAAAUCUAGGUGGUUUUUAGCAUUACAACAAGCAAUAAAAAAUGUAAUGAAAAAAAUUAAUUCUAAUCAGCCACCAAUUGUAAGAAUAGCAAACUAUACUUAUACAAAAAAUGCAGCUUAUCGCGAUGCAAAAUAUAUUGGAAGAUGGGUAAAGGCGGUUAUGAGUGGCCCUGGUAAGUUGAAGUGGCCAGAUGGAAAAACGUACGUGGGGCAAUUUCAGAAUAAUCAAAUGCACGGGUAUGGAAAAAUGGAAUAUCCAAAUGUAGGAACUUAUGAAGGCCAUUGGAAAGAUGGCCUGCAGAGUGGAAAUGGCAUUUUUCGUUACUGCAACGGUGAUCAUUAUACUGGUCAAUUUCUGUCUGGCAAAUAUCAUGGCCAUGGUGUUCUAAAACGAGGUCAUUUCAACAGCUCUGUUGCCAGUAUUUACGUUGGAAAUUUUGUACAUGGUUUGAGAUCGGGUUACGGUGUUCUGGACGAUAUAGCAAAUGGGCAAAAAUAUUUAGGAAUGUGGUCUGACGACAAAAAGAAUGGAAAAGGUCUACUAGUUACACUUGAAGGGAAUUUUUAUGAAGGCGUUUUUACGCAAGAUCUCUUAUUGGGGCAAGGAUCUGUAAUAUUUGAUGAUGGAUCACAUUACAAAGGAGAAUUAAAAGGUUUAAAUGGCCCUGCUGGUAAAGGUGCCUUGUACAUUGGCAAUAGAGUUUUAGAAGGAAAUUUAGGCGGCACUUGGGAUAAUAUAAAAGUUACCGGUACUUUGCAGAAUAGCAAUGAUGAAUUGGUUGAAUCAGUGCCCUAUAACCAAUCGUCUGUAUCUAAUUCAAAAUCAUCAGAAAUAUAUAAAUGGGAUUCUAUCUUCCAACAAUACUACACUCAGCUGGGUAUAUCUUAUAAAGAUAGUUCUUUGCAUGACCAAUCAAGAACUAAAAUUUGGCAGUCAAUUUCUAUUUUCAUGGUAAAUUGCCAAAUGGAAAACUCUUUAAAAAACCAAACUGAACGAAUAGAUAAAAAGAAAAAAUUUGACGAUUUAGAAACAAUUCCCAGUUAUGGAAUGCAGAAACUUAAUUUGGAAGAAGUUGAAGAAAUAAAGGUUUAUUUAGGAAAGGCAUUUGAUUGUCCUAUCCACCCUUUGCAUCAUUUACUGAAUGCUUUGUCAAAUGCCUAUACAUUUACUUAUGGAGGUGUAAUCGUCAGUCCACUUUUAAAAAACCAUGCCCUUCUCGAAUUACAAGAAAUCACAAAGGGAAUAUAUGAUAUCAUUGCUAUAAUGUUUCCAGCAUUACCUAAAACUCCAAAGUGGCUAGAAAAUAGAACUCUAAUAUCACCAUCUUCAAUCCUUCAUCCUUUAAUUUUACCAAGAUUGCAUUCAGCAUUAUUUGUGCUAUAUGCUUUGGCAAAUCGAGAAAAUGAUGAAAGUUAUUGGCGACGACUGUGCAUGUGGCACGUUCAAGAUAAUAUGGAACUGAUGAAUUCAUUGGGCAUUGAUAGCAAUUUCCGUCCAGUUGUUUGCUCAGAAUUGUUUGAAGAAGCCGUAGAGUGUUUACAACAGAUUAAAACCACAUUUUGCGCACAUCACAAAGUAGCUGUACUAAGGAACACAUUUAAACUACUUAGAGACACUGUUUAUAAUCAUUUAGGGCCCAAUUAUCUAAUGGGAAUGGACGCGUUAUUUCCUUUAUUUCUUAUUCUGGUGAUAAGAGCAAGAUUACUACAAUUAGGUUCAGAGGUAUCUAUAAUAGAAGAUUUAUUAGAUCGGUCCGGAAUUAACGAUGCAACUACGCAACCAAAUAGCCCACAAAAAUUGAAAACUGAACUUAAUUUUUUUGAUCAAUCUGAUCUUGAUCAACAUCUAGGAGAAGACGAUGUUAUGAUAACUACAUUAAAGGCUUGUUACCACCAAAUUCUUCAAGAAAAAAUACAUUCCCAAUAAGCCACCAUAGUGUAGUAACACCCAGUGAAAAGCCAUAUCGUUACAUCUAAUUGUAGAAGGCACCUCAGAUACGUAUC